CUAGUUGCCUGGCAACGGGACUCGACUCCCGGAUCGAAGGGAGGCGCAGGCACGGAGAAGGCGCCCGCUGUUUUCCAGGAACGCUUCCUCUCGCUUGGCUGGCCCGUGGCCGGCAGCUGGGUUCCGACGGUUGGAGCUUGGGAGUGGCGCAGCGCUCGUCCCCACGAGGCCGAGGGAAGGCUGGUUCGCGCCGGGGGCCGGGUUCUCAGCCCCUGAGCGUUUUUAUUUGGAAGUCAUAGAUGGAGUCGAUAUAUCUUCAAAAGCACCUUGGGGUAUGUCUAACUCAAGGUCUUGCAGAAGUGGCAAAAGCUCGCCCAGUGGAUCCUAUAGAAUAUUUAGCACUGUGGAUUUACAAGUAUAAGGAAAACAUGGCCAUGGAACAAUUGAGACAAAAGGAAAUGGCCGAUUUGGAGCAUGAAAGAGAAGUAGCUCUGAUAGAGCAGGAAAUGAUGGAGAGGCUCAAAGCAGAGGAGCUCUUGUUUCAGCAGCAACAGCUGGCAAUACAGAUGGAGUUGGAAAUGCAAGAAAAAGAGAGACAGAGACUAGAAGAACAACGGAGAGCUCAAGAACAAUUAGAGAAGGAGAUGAAAAUGAAUAUGGAAAAUAUGGGUAAGAGUGAAGAUGCUUCUCAUUCAGAGGAGGCAAUACAAGACUCAAGCAAAACACUGGCUGAAAUCAGUGAUCGAUAUGGAGCACCUAACUUGAGCAGAGUGGAAGAACUUGAUGAGCCAGUGUUAUCUGAUGUGGAAACACAAGACUCAAGCAAAACACUGGCUGAAAAUAAUGAUGAAUAUGGAGCACCUAAUUUGAACAGAGUGGAAGAACGUGAUGAGCCAGUUUUACCUUAUCAACAGCUGACAUUCCAGCAGAAGUUGGAGAGACAGAGACUAGAAGAACUACGGAGAGCUCAAGAACAAUUAGAGAAGGAGAUGAAAAUGAAUAUGGAAAAUAUGAGUAGGAGUGAAGAUGCUUCUCAUUCAGAGGAGGCAGCACAAAACUCAAGCAAAACACUGGAUGAAAAUAAUGAUGAAUAUGUAGCACCUAAUUUGAACAGAGUGGAAGAACUUGAUGAGCCAGUGUUAUCUGAUGUUUCAUUAAACAUUGAUCAAGAUUUGUAGGAACAACGAACCUAAGAGCAAUAAAUUCUUAUGCUUGUUUCUAA
Molecule: messenger RNA, 1162 nt
Organism: Microcebus murinus (gray mouse lemur)
Lineage: Eukaryota; Metazoa; Chordata; Mammalia; Primates; Cheirogaleidae
Source: RefSeq, a predicted model, not a curated record